Messenger RNA from Choloepus didactylus (southern two-toed sloth), 498 nucleotides. RefSeq names its product histone H2B type 1-B-like. Lineage: Eukaryota; Metazoa; Chordata; Mammalia; Pilosa; Megalonychidae. The record is from RefSeq and is a predicted model, not a curated record. The coding region runs from base 1 to 498 and encodes 165 amino acids. The transcript has a single exon. Gene Ontology annotation, cellular component: nucleosome. Gene Ontology annotation, molecular function: structural constituent of chromatin; DNA binding; protein heterodimerization activity.
AUGGCUGAACCUUCUGAGGCACACCUCGGCACAAACCAUCCUGAGGCUGCAGUUGCGGAUCCUGAGAAGCCCGCUCCCGAUCCUGAGAAGGCCAUGCCGGAUCCUGAGAAGGCCAGGCCGGAUUCUGAGAUGGCUCAGCCCCAUCGUGAGGAGACCGAUUCUGAUUCUGAGACAGCCGACUCUGAGGCCGUGAAGCAGAAGAAGCGAAAGCGAUGCCGCCGAGAGACUUUCACCCCCUACAUCACAAAGGUGCUGAAGGAAGUUCACGUUGACCUCGCCAUUUCUCAGAAGGCCCUGUGCGUCAUGGAUUCUUUCGUAAACAACAUCUUCCAGUGCAUCGCCGACGAGGCCGCUCGCCUGACCCGUUACAGCAGGAGCUCAGCCCUCACCUCCAGAGACAUCCAGACCGCCGUCCGCCUGCUGCUGCCGGGGCAGUUGGGCAAGCACGCCGUGUCCCAGGGCACCAAGGCCGUCCUGAAGUACAGGAGCCGCAAAUGA